ACAGCUGACUACCGCCAGAUUUGAAGUACCACCAUGUUCAGUGUUUGUAAUCUUCAUUUAAGAAAUUGAUGUAGUAUUUAUUCAUAGAUGAACAUUGUCCUCGUCAUUAUCUACACACUUGUCUAUGUCAGGAAUAACGUUCAAGCCAUGUAACGAUCUGCAGUCAAAGUGAAAACAACAUCGUGCUUUCUGUUACACUGAUAGCCGUGAUAGGCCUAAACGUCUUUGAAUCAGAAGCACCUACAUUAUGUCCUCUGUUACGAUGGACCAGGUACCUGAGCUAGAUGAUGCACCCUCUGGUUCCUCAGUAACCACUCCAGUCUACCACAUUGAAAUCUGCCAAAGCCCAUCUAGCACAGCAAAAGGAAAUAUCAUAAAGGAACAUGUACUUGGCCUACUACACAGACAGAAGGUUGCCUAUGGUGAUUUUGUUCUGACAGAAUUUGAUGAUCCGUUCCUACAUGAACAUGUCAAGUCAGUAGCGCUUUGUGAUUCUGACCUCAGUGGCUCAAAUAGACAGACAAUAGACCUAUGUGGGAGACAGCUGCGGCUACAUGUGUUCCAGCUACAGGAGGAUGGUCCAGGGAUGGAGGAGCUAGAUGAGGAGGACCUUGCUGCAGCCACUCACUGGCUUCUCCCUGCCCGCGAUCUUCAUGGCAUGUGGGAUAGCCUGGUAUUUGAUGAAGACGUCAAGGGUCAGUUACUGAACUACGCCACAACUACACUAUUGUUCUCAGACAAACAAGUGGACAGCAAUGUGAUCACCUGGAACAAAGUCAUACUCCUUCAUGGUCCUCCUGGCACGGGUAAGACAUCCCUAUGUAAGGCCCUGGCACAGAAGUUGGUGGUGCGUCUCUCUGACCGCUACAGCUACGGUCAGCUAAUCGAGAUAAACAGCCACAGCCUCUUCUCCAAGUGGUUCUCAGAGAGUGGUAAGCUGGUAAUGAAGAUGUUUCAGAAGAUACAGGAACUCAUUGAUGACCAGGAGGCCAUUGUGUUUGUGCUCAUUGAUGAGGUUGAGAGUUUAACAUCGGCAAGAAAGAGUGCUAUGUCUGGUAGUGAACCAUCAGACGCCAUAAGGGUGGUCAACGCCCUUCUUACACAGCUUGAUCAGAUCAAGAGACACCCUAAUGUGAUGAUCCUGACCACCUCCAACGUGACGGGCGCCAUUGACCUGGCCUUUGUAGAUAGGGCUGACAUCAAACAGUACAUAGGACCCCCGUCUCCGGCAGCCAUCUUUAAAAUAUUCCACUCUUGUAUCAGUGAACUGAUGAGGGUUGACAUCAUCAGCCCUGCUCAACAGCUGUUAGAUCUAAGGGGCCUGGAAGCUAUGAGGUUCAUGGAAAAUGAUGCCACCAAGAGUAGCUUGAUGCUUCGUGAUAUUGCAAAUAAGGCUCAUGGACUCAGUGGGCGCACAUUGAGGAAGCUGCCUUUCAUUGCCCAUGCCAUGUUUAUUCAGAGUGCAUCUGUAACGUUAGAGGAAUUCUUAGUAGCACUGGGACAAGGAGUAGAGAGACAAUUCCAGGAAAGAGAAGAUUUGACAAAGGAAUGACCUGACUGAGAUUAUAGUUACCUGUUAAUCCUGGUCAUGGCCACCAUUGUGUAAUAAACCUGCGACAAAAACUAUGUGCUAUGAAACAGUGAGCCAUGCUAUCAAACAGGAGGCAACUACGCUUCAAAUUGUCUCCCUUUAAUGCUGAUGUGAUCUGUACAGAGAAGUUAAAGAAGACAAAGGACUGUGAUUGUUGUGCACUGAAAUGAUCAAUUAUUUAUGAUAUAAUUAAGCAGUGCUCCAGAGUUAAACCAGAAUCCAUUAGUACAUGUUGUAGUGCUACAAGAACUAUAAGUACUACCUCAAUCAAGUCUACAUAUAACUAGUAUUAUUCUGCAGGACUUAGUGUCUAAGUUUAUCUCAAAGUCCUAUCCUGUGAAAUAGGCUUAAAUAUGUUUAUUGUGUAGUUACUCGGGGAGAUAUAAGUAUUACCUGUAAUAUGAUUUUCCCCACACACCUGUAAAGCAUAAUAUUGUUCGCACAUUCAUAAAUUUAUAAACAAGAAAUUUCUUAACAAAAAUAAUUAUUCAGUAAAAGCAAUAUAGGGGUGUAAGUUGACUAAAAAUUGUUAUCAUUAUGAGUGCUAUUUUAAAGACAAACGUUCACACACAUUGUAUUUAUGUUUACAGUAGCCCAGUAUUAGCUGGUUAUCAUGGGAUUUUCUUGUGAUCCAGAUAUUUUACCCACACUGGUGGCGAGUAGCAUUUAGUUGUUGCACAAGUAAGCAUAUCCACUGAGAAGUAAUUAAAUGAAACUCACAUCCUUGAAUUUAAAGAAAUGUCAUCUUGAUAAUUUUGCUCAUUCUACAUAUAAUUACUGUAUAUUAAUCCUUUUUAGUGAAAUGAACACCUUUGGUGUUUAACAGAACCAUGGAAAGUAAUCCGCCAAACUUUUAACAGUAAAAAAUGCCACUAAAAGUAUAUAUAACUUUUCACAGUAAAAUACGCCACUAAAAGUAUAUAUAACUUUUCAAUGUAAAAUGAAAUGUGUAUCACAAAACCUUAAUAAUAAUAUUGAAAUAGAAGCUUUCAACCAUCUAUAUUGGACCAAUGUCGCUUUACAUUGAAAUCUUGAUUUCCUUGUCAUUAUCCUAUACACAGCAGUAUAUCCAUUACAUAGAGAUGUACUAUAUACAGCAGUAUAUCCAUUACAUAGAGAUGUACUAUACACAGCAGUAUAUCCAUUACAUAGAGAUGUACUAUACACAGCAGUAUAUCCAUUACAUAGAG
Molecule: messenger RNA, 2781 nt
Organism: Mizuhopecten yessoensis (Yesso scallop)
Lineage: Eukaryota; Metazoa; Mollusca; Bivalvia; Pectinida; Pectinidae
Product: pachytene checkpoint protein 2 homolog
Exons: 12
Coding region: 248-1552 (434 amino acids)
Biological process (GO): reciprocal meiotic recombination; meiotic recombination checkpoint signaling
Cellular component (GO): chromosome; nucleus
Molecular function (GO): ATP hydrolysis activity; ATP binding
Source: RefSeq, a predicted model, not a curated record